CGCGACAGCGCGACAGCGGCACCCCCGCGGGCACGACCCACCCCGCGCAUCCCCGGCCCCGGAGCGCGGCUGCAAGUGCCAUGGCCGCGAGCCCCCGCUGACCUCGCCCCCGCACCUCGGGGUGCCGCCGCCGCCGCCGCAGCCAUGGGCGACUCCUACGCCGCCGCCUUCCCCAGCGCCCCGGGGCUGCUGUCGCCGUCCGCCAGCCCCCAGGCCUCCCCCGGCCCCUACGGCCCCGACUACGGCCCCUUCGGCCACCCCUUCCCAGCGCCCUCCGGCGCCCAGGAGGUGCUGGGGGCCCCCGUGGUGGUGGCGGCCAAGGGCCACCCCGCGGGCGAGUGCCUGCCGGGGGUGUACCCCUCGCUGGAGAUGCCGCACCCCUACGGCUCCUGGUACAAGGGCGGCAUCGGCGGGGGGCUGCCGGGGGGCUCCGGGCCCGCGGCCCCCUCCUGGUGGGAUGUGCACCCCAACGGGGGCUGGCUGGGGGGGCCGGCGGGCGCCGAGGGGCUGCAGGGCUCGCUGCAGGGCCAGCCCACCCUCAGCCCCCCUCUGCCCAGCUACGGCUCCGACUUCGGCGCUCUGAACCCCCCUCCUUACACCAACGCCCCCGCGGCGCCCCCCACCCCCAAACCCGCGCCGGGCGAGACCCCGAAGGGUCCCCGCGGCGGCUCCCUGGGGGGACGCCCGGCGUGCGAUUGUCCCAACUGCCAGGAGCUGGAGCGGCUCGGGGGCCCGGGGGGGUCGCGGCGGAAGCCGGUGCACAGCUGCCACAUCCCGGGCUGCGGCAAGGUGUACGGCAAAGCCUCGCACCUGAAGGCGCACCUGCGCUGGCACACGGGCGAGCGGCCCUUCGUGUGCAACUGGCUCUUCUGCGGCAAGCGCUUCACCCGCUCCGACGAGCUGGAGCGCCACGUCCGGACCCACACGCGCGAGAAGAAGUUCACCUGCCUGCUGUGCAGCAAGCGCUUCACCCGCAGCGACCACCUCAGCAAGCACCAGAAGACCCACGCCGAGCCCGGCCCCCCCAAGCCGCCCCCCGGCGCCGAGCAGCCCCCCGCGUCCCCCCGGCCGCCGCCCGCCUCGCCCGGCAAGGACGGCGGCAGCCCCGAGGCCGGCAGUUUGUUGGAGAUUUGAGCCUUCCCGCCUUCAUCUUCGUCUUCCUCCUCCUCCUCGCCGCUGGGGAUAUUUAUUACGGGGUGCUGCUCCCCCCGAGCCCCCUCCCCCUCAGUUCCCCAGCUCCUCGUCAGCCGUUCUAAUUUAUGUCUUAAAUUAUGGGGGGGCUCUCCAAGCGCUCUGGGGCUCACGGGGGGGUGUCAAGGUGAGACCCCCCCCCUUUCUGUUUUCCCUUCCACCUCCCCCAACCCUUCUUGCCCCCCAGCCCUCGCCUCGCCCCCCGCACUCAGGGACAGGGUUUGCUAAUGUAACGUGUCCCCCCCACU
Motacilla alba alba is the source of this 1439-nucleotide messenger RNA. It is a transcript of the gene SP7, whose product is annotated as Sp7 transcription factor. The transcript is spliced from 2 exons. Lineage: Eukaryota; Metazoa; Chordata; Aves; Passeriformes; Motacillidae. Gene Ontology annotation, molecular function: DNA-binding transcription factor activity, RNA polymerase II-specific; RNA polymerase II cis-regulatory region sequence-specific DNA binding. Gene Ontology annotation, biological process: regulation of transcription by RNA polymerase II. The coding region runs from base 145 to 1134 and encodes 329 amino acids. The record is from RefSeq and is a predicted model, not a curated record.